This is a messenger RNA of Saccoglossus kowalevskii, 1908 nucleotides long. Its product is annotated as long-chain fatty acid transport protein 2-like. NCBI's taxonomy places the organism in Eukaryota, Metazoa, Hemichordata, Enteropneusta, Harrimaniidae. Gene Ontology annotation, biological process: long-chain fatty acid metabolic process; long-chain fatty acid import into cell. The record is from RefSeq and is a predicted model, not a curated record. Gene Ontology annotation, molecular function: long-chain fatty acid-CoA ligase activity; long-chain fatty acid transmembrane transporter activity. Gene Ontology annotation, cellular component: endoplasmic reticulum membrane; plasma membrane.
AUGUUCGAAUUGCUGAUUACCAUACUGUUGGGGUUAUUGGCAGUGUUCUGUAUCGCCGUUUUAACCUAUCCAUUUCUGUUCCGCGAUCUGCCCGAGGUUUUGCUGGGCUUGCGGAUUUACAUUAGCGUAUUUCUCCGCCAAAAACAAGACUUCACGAUCGUUGACGACAUCCUGCAGAUCGCCCACAGUCGGCAAUUCUCAGCAAAGCCGUGCAUCCUGUACCAGAGUGAAUCAUACAGUUACGCCGACUUCGACUACCUGUCGAACCAGUUCGCCAAUUUCGUGAGACGGCACAGCGGUCUGAAAUGUGGAGACACCGUAGCGUUGUUUAUGUACAACGAACCGGCGUUUCUGUGGACGUGGCUGGGCUUUGCAAAGUUGGGUAUUUCGUGUGCUUUUCUCAAUUACAACAUCAGGUCGAAAUCUUUACAACACUGCCUUGAUGUUAGCAAUGCGAAGGUACUUGUCGUGGGCAAAGAUGAGUAUAGUGUUUCGGUGAUAUGUGUUGCUUUAACAGAGAGAGAACUGAGGGACGCGAUCUUGGAAAUAGAUAGUGUCGACGUCAAACUUUGGAUGAAAGGAACGCCCUCUACCGACCAGACAAGUGAGGGUGUCCACUGGAUUGACAGUGACGUGUCUAAGGCGUCAUUUGACGCAAUUCCUAGAUAUCUGAGAAGAGUCAAACGCAAGGAUGUGUGUCUGUACAUCUAUACUUCGGGAACAACAGGUCUGCCAAAGCCAGCAAAGAUAUCUUACGAACGACUGACUUUGAUCGUACAUGUUCUAGAUUCAUUUUACAUCACACACAAAGACGUUGUGUACACGCCUCUGCCUUUGUACCACAGUUCAGCUUUUCUCAUCACGUUUUCAGGCAUUGUCACAAGAGGUGCAACACUGGCGUUAAGUAAAAAGUUUUCCGCCACCCAUUACUGGCAGGACUGUCGUAAAUUUGACGCAACCGUGAUCGUGUAUAUUGGCGAGACAUGUCGUUACCUCCUAGCCAAGCCACAGAACCUGGAUGAGACUAAUCAUAAACUGCGCAUGGCUAUCGGCAAUGGUCUUCGGCCCGAUAUAUGGACUGAGUUCAAGAACAGAUUCAAUAUUCCAGUUAUUGGAGAAUUUUAUGGCGCCACAGAAGGGAACGUUUUCUUCCGUAACAUGGAUGGCAGAGUUGGUGCCGUUGGACGAAUGUCGCCGUUACUAAAGCUCUUAAGGAAGUUCGAUAUUAUUGAAUUCGACUACGAAUCGUCACUUCCUGUCAGAGGUCCGGACGGAAGAUGUGUCAGAGUGCCACUGGGCGAGCAAGGCCUGUUGAUAACGCGUAUUGACAAACUGGCUGUCUUCGAUGGGUAUGCUGGGGAAAAGUCCAAUACACAGAAGAAGAUACUGGAAAACGUCUUUGUACAAGGUGACCGGUAUUUCAACAGUGGUGACAUAAUGGUUCUGGAUAGCGGAUAUUAUUUGUACUUCCGCGACUGUAUUGGAGACACGUUCAGGUGGAAAGGUGAGAAUGUGGCGACAACUGAAGUGGCUCAGGUUCUUGGAGAAUACCCCGCCAUCAAAGAAGCAAAUGUUUAUGGCGUUGAAGUACAGGGUAACGUGGAUGGAAAGGCCGGGAUGGCUGCCAUAACGAUCAAAGAUGGCGCCCAAAUGGACCCCAGUGACUUGUUCUCCCACGUGACUAGUUAUUUACCAAUGUACGCAUGUCCUAAAUUUAUUAGGAUAAUGGAGGAAAUAGAAGUCACCGGCACGUACAAACACACCAAAUUACAACUGGUGAAAGACGGAUUCGAUCCUGCGUCUAUCAAACAACCAAUGUUAUUUAUGAAUUUUGACAAGAAAACCUACGUUGAUUUAGACAGCUGUGUUCGCACAGCGAUGGGUUCGAUAUGGGUCCCAUGCGACUAG